AUGUGUUCAAUAGACUUACCAACAGUUACGAAGUCUGGCGUGUGCUUAGCCAGUGGUACCUUCUUUGGAUACGUGCUGCAGAAAUCUUCUGUUUACACCCCAGAUGUGAUCAGAAAUGCGGCGUUGAUGCAGAGCGGCACGCCUCUGAAGAUGUGGCUAGCCGCUAGUACUGCAAACAUGGCGGCCCUGGCGAUACUUCCUGCAGUUGGUGGGGCAAAUAUAGUGAAAGAAGCCAAGGCAGAUCACUGUGCUAAAGGAGAAAGUCUACCAUGCAGUGUUGUGGGUGGAUUCAUUCAUGGUGCUGGCAUAGUUAUAUGUGGGGCUUGCCCUGCAACCAUCCUUGUACAACUUGGUACCGGUACUGAAAACUCUCUUUAUACGCUUGGUGGCUAUCUAGCAGGGGGUCUCCUAUAUGGCUUCUUAGAUGAAAAGAUUGCUUCUAUAAGGAGUGAAACCAAGAUGCUCAAACGAAAAUGCACUUUGGAUGACUUUGUAGGAUGUAGUUAUGCACUACUGGCCAUUCCAUUAUGUGCAGGUAUCAUGACAUUUUUGAAAUACUCCUCCGACUAUCUCCCAGCUGACUUGAAAACUAGCUGCAAUUGUGGAUCCAUAAAACCAGGUUUAGUCCUGGGUUUUGUCAAUAUCCCGAUAUUGCUGGCCGUCAGAAAGAUGAUUGGUUGCAGCAGUAGUUGCAUCACUCUGGCAUCUCAGAUCGUUCCAAAGUCAGUAUCUUCGAAGUAUCUUGACGCACACAGGUCGGGCUUCAAAAAAUGGUGGCAGGUUCUGUUCACAGCAGGGGCUGUAGGUGGUGCUUACAUUGCAGCAAGAGGAUCAGACUCUUUAAACACAGUGACUGGAGUUUCCAAUGGCCAUGGUGUUACUGGCGUCAGCUUACUGUCUCUCCAAUCACUGUCAGUAACUGCUACAACUAUUGCUGGAGGUGUGGUUGCUGUGAAAGCACUUCAAAGCAUGGAUCUUUUUUAA
This is a messenger RNA of Saccoglossus kowalevskii, 984 nucleotides long. RefSeq lists its product as uncharacterized. The record is from RefSeq and is a predicted model, not a curated record. NCBI's taxonomy places the organism in Eukaryota, Metazoa, Hemichordata, Enteropneusta, Harrimaniidae. Gene Ontology annotation, cellular component: plasma membrane.